Messenger RNA from Piliocolobus tephrosceles (Ugandan red Colobus), 1214 nucleotides. RefSeq names its product canopy FGF signaling regulator 2 (gene CNPY2). Lineage: Eukaryota; Metazoa; Chordata; Mammalia; Primates; Cercopithecidae. Gene Ontology annotation, cellular component: endoplasmic reticulum. Bases 542 to 1090 code for a protein of 182 amino acids. The record is from RefSeq and is a predicted model, not a curated record. The transcript is spliced from 6 exons.
CUGGGCUGCUCGCUGGCCUGCAGAGCACCGUUUUGAAGGUCCUAGCCCACCUGGGUUGGCUCAUGCGCACGACUAGCUGCUCCCAUACAGUACACCCGGCCUCUGUCGUCUCUUAAGGCCACUCCUAUUCUACGGCUGACCCCUGGAGGUCACGUGGAGCUGCUCGCCACGCAAGUCUGGGUCCUUCAGCGAUUGACCGGGGUCCUUGCUGUCCGGGAGCCUCUCCCAAGCUGCCUGUUCGCGCGAGAGUUUGGAGGGGCGGGUUUGGGGUCGGUGUCUGAUUGGGGCUCGCACCGCAGCACGCUCGAGCCCCGCUUAGGUACCAGUUAGCGCCCCGGGAGCUGGGUCAGGCGGUCGCCGGGACACCCCGUGUGUGGCAAGCGGCGAAGCGCUCUGGAGGAUUCCGGACAGCCCUGCUCCCCGCAGCCAGGUGUAGUUUCGGGAGCCACUGGGGCCAAAGUGAGAGUCCAGCGGUCUUCCAGCGCUUGGGCCACGGCGGCGGCCCUGGGAGCAGAGGUGGAGCGACCCCAUUACGCUAAAGAUGAAAGGCUGGGGUUGGCUGGCCCUGCUUCUGGGGGCCCUGCUGGGAACCGCCUGGGCUCGGAGGAGCCAGGAUCUCCACUGUGGAGCGUGCAGGGCUCUGGUGGAUGAACUAGAAUGGGAAAUUGCCCAGGUGGACCCCAAGAAGACCAUUCAGAUGGGAUCUUUUCGGAUCAAUCCAGAUGGCAGCCAGUCAGUGGUGGAGGUGCCUUAUGCCCGCUCAGAGGCCCACCUCACAGAGCUGCUGGAGGAGAUAUGUGACCGGAUGAAGGAGUAUGGGGAACAGAUUGAUCCUUCCACCCAUCGCAAGAACUAUGUACGUGUAGUGGGCCGGAAUGGAGAAUCCAGUGAACAGGACCUACAAGGCAUCCGAAUUGACUCAGAUAUCAGUGGCACCCUCAAGUUUGCGUGUGAGAGCAUUGUGGAGGAAUACGAGGAUGAACUCAUUGAAUUCUUUUCCCGAGAGGCUGACAAUGUUAAAGACAGACUUUGCAGUAAGCGAACAGAUCUUUGUGACCAUGCCCUGCACAUAUCGCAUGAUGAGCUAUGAACCACUGGAGCAGCCCACACUGGCUUGAUGGAUCACCCCCAGGAGGGGAAAAUGGUGGCAAUGCCUUUUAUAUAUUAUGUUUUUACUGAAAUGAACUGAAAAAAUAUGAAACCAAAAGUACAAA